AUGUUCUUUAUGUCAGUAUCUGCUGCAACGGUAUCUAGCAUGUCGACUGUAGAGAUGGAGGUUUUCUCAAAUUCCCAGCUUGUUGUGCUUGCCAUUCUAAUGCUUAUUGGUGGGGAAUUGUUUAGUUCUACGCUUGGUCUUCAGUUCAGAAAAGAGCAGCUCAAGCAACAGGCAAUGACCACAAGCUGUGUCGAAUCAGUUGCUAGUAGUUCACCAGACAUCGAAGAUGAUCAGUUUGAGAUGGAAUCAUCAGCAGCUUCUGAUCCUGACCACAUCGAAGCAGGUAUGGUGGGAUCUCAAUCUCAUCUGAUAGACAGUAAGGAUCUGAAGUACAAUGCUAUAACAUAUUUGGCUUACGUUAUUAUGGGUUAUCUUCUAUUGAUGCAUGUGGCUGGUUUUGUGUCAGUCAUAGUUUACAUUAGUCUUGUAAGAAGUGCAAGAACCGUGUUGAAAGAUAAGGGGAUUGGAAUUCUCAUGUUUUCCCUCUUCACCACGAUUUCUUCGUUCUCAAAUGUUGGAUUUAUUCCGACGAAUGAGAACAUGCUGGUCUUUAAGAAAAAUUCAGGUCUUCUGCUGCUGAUCAUUCCUCAGGUGCUCCUUGGGAAUACAAUGUUCCCCUCAUGUUUGAGAUUUCUAUUAUGGGUCCUGAAGAGUAUGACUAGAAGAGCAGAGUUUGAGUACAUGCUGAAAAAUUCACAAGAGAUUGGAUACUCUCACUUGCUGCCUCACCUUCCUUCUCUUUUGCUGUUUGUUACUGUUGUUCUAUUUGUGGUGAUUCAGCUCAUAUUUUUUUGCGCUCUGGAGUGGCACUCUGAGGCUUUGAGUGGGAUGAACUUUUAUCAGAAGGUUAUUGCUGCAAUGUUUCUGUCUGUGAACUCAAGGCAUGCCGGUGAAUCUAUUGCCGAUCUCUCCUCACUUAGUCCUGCAAUCUUGGUUCUGUUUGCCAUCAUGAUGUUAGAUCUCUCUACCUAUUCCAUUCUAUUUUAUCAUAGACUACUGCUAGUUUGA
Molecule: messenger RNA, 1008 nt
Organism: Elaeis guineensis (African oil palm)
Lineage: Eukaryota; Viridiplantae; Streptophyta; Magnoliopsida; Arecales; Arecaceae
Source: RefSeq, a predicted model, not a curated record